UUGAAUGUUGAAAGCCUAUCCUGGCACUUAAUGACCAAGUCAACCAGAUCAUGACUGAAAAUGAGGAUUGCUUAUCCUCUUCCUUUCAUCUUCCUGCAGUGAGAUUGUUCAAGGAAAUUGCAGAGCCAAGAAGAAGCCGGAAACAUAUGUAUCCUACAAUAGAUGAGCCAGAGAUAUAUUCAGGUAUAGCCGUCCAAGUUAUGUCCUUCCAAAUUAUGGGACUCCACAAAUUUCUUCUGCUCCUCCCAUCAUCAUGAGGCAUUCUGUCGCCACUCCUCAGUGGUCAAGUGAUCUUUUCCAUUGUGUUGAUGAUCCUUCACUAUGUUUAGUCACUUGCUUCUGCCCUUGUUUAACGUUUGGACGCAUUGCAGAGAUUGUAGAUAAAGGCACUCCGUCUUGUUCUUCUAGUGGUCUUUCUUAUGGGUUAUUGGCCCUCACUGGACUUGCAUGCCUGUACUCUUGCAAUUAUCGAUCAAAAAUGAGGGCACAAUAUGACUUACCAGAGGCCCCAUGUAUGGAUUGCUUGGUUCAUUUCUGCUGCGAAGCUUGUGCUCUGUGUCAGGAAUAUAGACAGCUGAAAAAUUAUGGAUUUGACCUCAGCAUAGGGUGGGAAGCCAACAUGGAAAGGUCAAGAAGGUUUGCAGUUACAGUAGCCCCAGCUCUUCCACCUGGCAUGACAAGAUGAAAGUGAAUGCAUUUUAUUGGGAGCUUUUUUUUUAUUUUUGGUGUGUGUGUGGCUAGCGCGGGGCCUCUUGAUGCUGAUUCAAACUUUGUGUGAGUUCUCUGUGCACUUAGGUUUGAGUGCUUUUUGUCAAUAUGAAAGCAAAAUAAAAUGUGCUCCUAACACCAAAAGAGAAAAAGAAAAAGAAAAAUCCAGUUAUGUUUCUUUUGCCUA
Molecule: messenger RNA, 895 nt
Organism: Prosopis cineraria
Lineage: Eukaryota; Viridiplantae; Streptophyta; Magnoliopsida; Fabales; Fabaceae
Product: cell number regulator 1-like
Exons: 5
Coding region: 254-685 (143 amino acids)
Source: RefSeq, a predicted model, not a curated record